AUGGUUGGUUGUGUGUAUAAGGUGAUUUCUAAGGUAUUGGUUAGGAGGAUGAGAUCAGUUAUGCCAGGCCUGAUUGGAGAGACUCAGAGUGUGUUUGUUAAGGGUCAAAAAAUACAUGAUGUGACCUUUAUUCCAUAUGAAACUGUACAUUGGCUUAAAAUAAGGAAAAAGGAAGCAGCUGUGGAGGCAGUGGGUUAUGGAGUGUGUUACACAUCUUUUAUGUCAAUAUUGAUAAAUAAUUCACCAACAAAGCCGUUCAAGAUGGAAAGAGGUCUGAGAAAAGGUGAUCCUCUAUCUCCUUUCUUGUUUGUACUUGUUGUUGAUGUCUUAAAUAGAAUGAUUGAAGUGGCAGUUAGAAACGGCCGGAUAUCCCCAAUAUUCGUUGGGAGAGACAAUAUAGAAUUGUCACACCUCCAGUUUGUCGAUGACACUGUGUUGUUCUGUUCUUCAAAGGAGGAGAAUACUAAGAACUAUAAGAGGCUUCUAUGUUGCUUUGAGUUGAUGUCGGGGUUAAGUCUCAAUUUUGAAAAAUUCAAUUUGAUCCCAGUCAAUUAUGAACAACAGUGGGUUUGA
Messenger RNA from Arachis stenosperma, 573 nucleotides. RefSeq lists its product as uncharacterized. The transcript has 2 exons. The record is from RefSeq and is a predicted model, not a curated record. Bases 1 to 573 code for a protein of 190 amino acids. NCBI's taxonomy places the organism in Eukaryota, Viridiplantae, Streptophyta, Magnoliopsida, Fabales, Fabaceae.